AUGCCCGUACUCAGCGUGAAUAUGAUGAGAGCCAUAUUAUUACAGCACGCCGGAUUGAACAGAGUCCUACGGGGGAGUAUCUUGUACCGGAUUCUGAGGAGUUGGGGUGUGUCAGAUACUGUGUGGUGUAUGACUGCGAGACCAGCUCUUUGGACUGUGACUAUGAGGAAGAGGAGAAAGAAAAAGGGAGCACUGCUUCUUCAGAGAUUGAAAACACUGACUCAAAUUCCAUAUGUUCACAGAAUGCUGAGGAAGGAACUGCCAUCCAAUAUGCCAGAAGCUUCGAGCAGUUCACCCGCCAUCCCGUGCUCAUCCUGAGGGGAGGAUACAAGCGUUUUUCAGCUUGCUAUCAUUUUCUGAGGACUCAGAAGAUAUUGUGGAUGCCUCAGGAACUAGACAACUUCCAGCCAUACCCAGUAGAAAUACUGCCUGCAAAGUUAUAUAUGGGCAAUUUCAAGCAGGCCUGUGACCAACAAAUUCAGAAAGAUCUGAAGAUCAAAGCACAAGUUAACAUCUCUGAACAGCCUGCCACACUGUUUGCAGAAGGCAGCAAAUAUCUCCAUAUAUCUGUUCCAGAUUCACUCAAAGCAGAUCUUUUUUCUACCUUUGCCACCAUUUGUCAUUUCAUAGAUACUCAGCUGGACCACGGAGCGGUGCUGGUCUUCUCCAGCCUGGGGAUAAGCCGGAGCAGCACAGUAACCAUGGCCUAUCUUAUACAUUCCUGCCAGUUUUCCCUGAAGAGAGCUUGGCACUAUGUUCUGAAAUGCAAAACGAACAUGAGACCACACCGGGGCUUUGUGAAACAGCUCUCAGACUGGGAGACCCAAAUCUAUGGGACCACGAUCACAGACAUCUCUGAACCAAAUUACUGACAGGUAGCAAAGAGAACACCCAGCAGGGGAAGG
This is a messenger RNA of Balearica regulorum gibbericeps (East African grey crowned-crane), 905 nucleotides long. NCBI's taxonomy places the organism in Eukaryota, Metazoa, Chordata, Aves, Gruiformes, Gruidae. The record is from RefSeq and is a predicted model, not a curated record.